Molecule: messenger RNA, 234 nt
Organism: Prorocentrum cordatum
Lineage: Eukaryota; Dinophyceae; Prorocentrales; Prorocentraceae
Source: the annotation of a GenBank genome assembly
GUGUACGCUACCCGCUACAACAGGAAGGAAAAGAAGUUCCUGGCGAUCUUCCAGCAUACUGCUGACACCUCUGGGAAGAAUGGGAUCAUGAUUUUGAACCUGCCGAUUCUCAUCUUUUCGGAAGAGGCCGCCGACGAGACCUGGGUCGCGGACAUCGCCAAGAAAUUCUGCAAGGGCAAGCUGGAUCGCGACGGCAUCCAACAGGCGAAACUGAAGUUCAUGAAAGAGAAACGG